Eurytemora carolleeae is the source of this 3602-nucleotide messenger RNA. RefSeq names its product epsin-1 (gene lqf). The transcript has 19 exons. Gene Ontology annotation, cellular component: endosome; plasma membrane; clathrin vesicle coat. The record is from RefSeq and is a predicted model, not a curated record. Gene Ontology annotation, biological process: endocytosis. Lineage: Eukaryota; Metazoa; Arthropoda; Copepoda; Calanoida; Temoridae. Gene Ontology annotation, molecular function: clathrin binding; phospholipid binding. Bases 1105 to 2607 code for a protein of 500 amino acids.
UUGAAUGAAUUAUUUUCAGAUUUCUUAUCGGAAAAUUUUAUUUAAUAAUCUCGCAUUGAAGAUAAGAGAUUAUUAUUUACAAGUGAAACUUGAGAAGGAUUGCAAUAAACUUGGUGUUAAGCUGAGAACACCUCAAAAGGGGUUUUUGAAAAAGACUGUUCAAGGGGGUUCAUUAAAAUGGCCGCAACGAGUAUCGCGGGAUUGAGAAGAAAUAUAAAAAAUGUUGCUCACAAUUACACCGACGCUCAGGUUAAGGUUCGGGCAGCAACCAGCAAUGAUCCAUGGGGUCCCUCCAGCACACAGAUGGCUGAGAUAGCAGAUUUGACCUACAACGUGAUCGCAUUCUCUGAGAUCAUACAGAGAUCAUUUUAUUGUUUGUUUCUAGCACACAGAUGGCUGAGAUAGCAGAUUUGACCUACAACGUGAUCGCAUUCUCUGAGAUCAUACAGAGAUCAUUUUAUUGUUUGUUUCUAGCACACAGAUGGCUGAGAUAGCAGAUUUGACCUACAACGUGAUCGCAUUCUCUGAGAUCAUACAGAGAUCAUUUUAUUGUUUGUUUCUAGCACACAGAUGGCUGAGAUAGCAGAUUUGACCUACAACGUGAUCGCAUUCUCUGAGAUCAUACAGAGAUCAUUUUAUUGUUUGUUUCUAGCACACAGAUGGCUGAGAUAGCAGAUUUGACCUACAACGUGAUCGCAUUCUCUGAGAUCAUACAGAGAUCAUUUUAUUGUUUGUUUCUAGCACACAGAUGGCUGAGAUAGCAGAUUUGACCUACAACGUGAUCGCAUUCUCUGAGAUCAUACAGAGAUCAUUUUAUUGUUUGUUUCUAGCACACAGAUGGCUGAGAUAGCAGAUUUGACCUACAACGUGAUCGCAUUCUCUGAGAUCAUACAGAGAUCAUUUUAUUGUUUGUUUCUAGCACACAGAUGGCUGAGAUAGCAGAUUUGACCUACAACGUGAUCGCAUUCUCUGAGAUCAUACAGAGAUCAUUUUAUUGUUUGUUUCUAGCACACAGAUGGCUGAGAUAGCAGAUUUGACCUACAACGUGAUCGCAUUCUCUGAGAUCAUACAGAGAUCAUUUUAUUGUUUGUUUCUAGCACACAGAUGGCUGAGAUAGCAGAUUUGACCUACAACGUGAUCGCAUUCUCUGAGAUCAUGCAGAUGGUCUGGAAGAGGAUUAACGACAGUGGCAAGAAUUGGAGACAUGUUUACAAAGCUCUAGUUCUUCUGGAAUAUUUGAUUAAAACUGGGAGCGAGAAGGUUGCCCAGCAAUGUAAAGAAAAUCUGUUCUCUAUUCAAACUCUAAAAGAUUUUCAGUUUAUAGAAGAAAACAAGGAUCAAGGGUUAAAUGUAAGAGAAAAGGCAAAAUCAAUGGUUGCCCUAUUAAAGGAUGAUGAAAGAUUGAAGAAUGAAAGAGUUCGUGCUCUUAAAGCCAAAGAAAGAUUUGCGCAGUCUACUGCAGGUAUUGGGUCUGAUACAGCAUUUAUGGGAGAUAUGCACUCUCCAAUGGACCAUCAUCGAGACGAUAUUCCUAGAUCAGAAAUAGAACUCGCCAGUAGCCACCAACUAGAUGACCUUAGGCCUCAGACAAGUGGCGAGGAGGAACUACAGCUUCAGCUGGCUCUAGCUAUGUCAAGAGAGGAGGCUGAGACCGAGGAAUCUAAGAAGAAGAGUGAUGACAUGAGGCUGGUUCUCGCUAUUCAGAAGAGCAAGGAGGAGGCGGACAAGGUUCCAGGGAAUGAGAAGAAAAAUGCACUAGACGACCUGGUAGAUCUUAACUUCGGAAAUCCAGCCCCACCACAGCGGACAGCCGCUUCUAGGGAUCCUUGGUCUCCUCAAGGCGGCGGAGCAAAUGAUCCCUGGGGCGGAGCUUCUGCUGCAGUUCCGGCGGAUCCUUGGGGCGGAGGAGCUCCAGCUCUAGACGCUCCUGCUGCUUUGUCAGUUUUAGAUGCUCCUGUUUCUAGAGGUGUAAACCAGGAUCCCUGGGGAGCACCUGCCCCCGCCCCCCAGCCACAGGUUUUGGCUGAUCCUUGGGGUGCCCCUGCCCCUUCAGUGUCCCCCCAGCCAUGGGGAGGCCCUGCUCCCACCGCCUCCCCCCAACCUUGGGGAGGUUCUAACAAUACAUCUCCAGCAAAACAGGAUAUAUUCUCACAACCAGGCGGAAAUUUGGAAUUGUUGACUGGAGUUGGGUUUAAUGGAUCUCAGGCUCACAGCCCUUCCAAAAUCAGUCAAGCUGGAAACCCUUGGGACCUCGCUGGUUUAGAUCCAAUGGGAGGAGGAAUAGAUUUACUUUCCACACAGCAGAAUGGAUCUGGAAUGUACACUGGAGCUAAACCGAAGAAAGGAGUUGAAAGUUUACUUGGUGAACAUUCGAAUCUAGUCAAUCUAGACAAUUUAGUCAAGGCCAAACCUGCGGCUUUAGCAAGAAACCCAUUUGCCGAGCAACCAAACCCUUUCCAGGCUGGAGAACAGCCAAAUCCUUUUCAGGCGGCAGCAGCCCCCCGACCCACCAUUAAUCAGCUGAGAACAGGCGGACAACCACAGAUGAAUGGAGGAUCUGGUGGAUGGCCGGAGAGUGGGCAGACUGACAUAAACCCCUUUUUCUAAGGCUGGUCUGAACGAGAGAGAGAGGACCGAUGUUUUCCCGGAGUAGUUUAGUACAUAAUCAUAGUACACAACCAGUUAUGUACGUUAUAUGUACACAAUUCACACAGUACACGACUGGAAGGAUUCAGUUUUCAAUUCUCGGUGUUCCAAAUUUAAUUUGAAUUUGAUUUAAUUGUUCUCGAGUUUAAAUUGAUCUGAAAGUUUCAAUUUCAAGCUUGCGAUGGUCUUAGAUUUUUUGAAAUCACAUUAAAUUAGUUUAAAAUACUUUUUUUUCAACAAACUGAUAUUAUUUGACCUAGAGAGAAACUCGUCAGAACGGUCGUAGGAUUAUUAUUCUCAUUCAAAAUUUCAGAAAUUGGUGAAAUUUUCAAUAUCGUCUGAAAUGUCAAAAAAAGGAAUUAUUUGAAUUUUUUCCGAUCUUUGACAUUGAACAUAUUUUUGUAAAUAGUAAUAUUUUAGUAUUUAUAUUAUCUUCCUAUGUAGCUGUUUAUUUACCCGCGAUUGUGGCAGUACGUCUAAACAGGAUGUAUUUGUCAACAAUUCUUACUCACUCAUUUCAUGUUUACUUAUUUACUGUUUACUAAUAUUGUCAAAUCAGUUUCCUUGAAAAUAUCUCAUUCGGUUUUAGAUUGGCUUCCUGUCGGAAAUAUGAAAACUCAAUUCAUGUUUGUGAUUGGUCAGAAUUGUUGUGUCCGGCCAAUUAGAGAACCGGAUUUAGUUUUUUUCCGUGAACGGUCCAAGCCUUCCAAGUUCUGAAACACUAAGAUUUUAAACAGUGUUGUGUCGCGAAUGAAUUGUAUUUAAUUAUGCUAAAAAUGUUGGAAAAAGAAGUUUCCGUGAAGAUGACGGAAACCUUCUGAAAGUUGGAAAUAUAAAGGCAAUAAUAUCCAAUCUACUUUCAACAUUUUCACACUCAUUUAAUCGGAUAGUUUAAUCUUAAAUGGCCGCUUGAACUAAGUUUUGGUGACGGGUAAUUGGAUUGCCCCCCCCCCCUU